ACGAGAAACAAAAAAGAAUCCCGAGACGAAGGAUCCAAAAAAUCGAUCGAGCAAGUUUGGACAUGGAAUCAGAGUCGAAAAUGGCGGAGAUAGAACUGCAGCAACCGGACCGUGGAGAGAAGAAUGAUGCAGCGCCGCAAUCAAUCUUCGCCAAAGCCCAUCGUCCUAUCGAUCUUAAAUUCGAAGAUGUGGUGUACAAGAUCAAGACGAAGGAGAAGCGCGGGGAGAACAAGGGAAAGCAGCGGGAGAGGGUGAUCCUGAAUGGGAUUUCGGGUACAGUGUAUCCGGGGGAGAUGAUGGCGAUGCUCGGGCCCUCGGGGAGUGGGAAGACGACGUUGCUGACGGUGCUUGCCGGCCGCGUGGCACGCACUCAACGCCUCACCGGCAGCGUCACCUACAACGGGAAGCCCUUCUCCAGCUCGCUCAGGCGCAGGAUGGGGUUCGUGAUGCAGGACGACGUCCUCUACCCGCACCUCACCGUCACGGAGACCCUCGUCUUCACCGCGCUCCUCCGCCUCCCUGGGACCCUCUCGCGCCGGGAAAAGGCCGAGAAGGCGGAGGCCGUCAUCGAGGAGCUCGGCCUCACCGCGUGCCGUGACAGCAUCAUCGGCGGCACCUUCGUGCGCGGGGUCUCCGGCGGAGAGCGCAAGCGGGUGAGCAUCGGCCAAGAGAUGCUCAUCAACCCGAGCCUGCUGUUUCUGGACGAGCCCACCUCGGGUCUCGACUCCACCAUUGCCGGGCGAAUCGUGUCCACCCUCGCGGACCUCGCCAAGGGCGGCAGGACGGUGACGAUGACCAUCCAUCAGCCGUCGAGCCGCCUCUUCUACAUGUUCCACAAGAUCCUGCUGCUGUCAGAGGGUAACGCCAUAUACUACGGCAGAGGUAGUGAGGCCAUGGGCUAUUUCGCAAGCAUCGGUUACUCCCCUGCUAUGCCCAUGAAUCCUGCCGACUUCCUUCUCGACCUCGCUAACGGCAUCUCCUUCAAUGAAACAGUCGAAGGUACAGCAUCUACUAAAGAAGCUUUAGUGGAUGCUUAUAACCACCACUUGCGUGGUAAGGUUGCAGAAGAGCUUUCAGGCCUGAGCCAACAACUUGAUCAGCAGCAACACGAGGCGGAGAAGAUGACGAAUCAGUGGUGCACUACUUGGUGGCAACAAUUCACGGUGUUACUGCAAAGGGGACUCAAGGAAAGAAGGCAUGAAACCUUCGCCGGGAGAAAGGUGGCACAGGUGAUUAUAUCAGCUCUCAUCGGAGGAAUCCUAUGGUAUGGUUCGGCAGGUCACAUCCAGGAUCAGGCGGGGCUUCUCUUCUUCAUCGCUGGAUUCUGGGCUUACUACGCAUCGUUCCAAGCAAUAUUUACAUUCCCACAAGAGCGCACCAUGCUGAGCAAGGAGAGGUCCUCCGGGAUGUACCGGUUGUCAUCCUACUUCAUCGCCAGAACGUUGGGGGACCUGCCCAUGGAGCUCAGCCUCCCUAUCGCCUUCGUCACCAUCACGUACUGGUUGGGCGGCCUCAAACCUGUGGCGAGCAGCUUCUUAAUCUGUCUCUCGGCCUUGCUGCUGAGCGUGGUGGUGGCGCAGAGCCUAGGGCUGGCGAUCGGGGCGUUCGUCACGAACCUCAAGUCCGGGUCGGCGCUCUUAACGGUGCUCAUGGUCAUCUUCCAGCUCGCCUCCGGGUUCUACGUGCAGAACGUCCCGCCCUUCAUUUCGUGGGUCAAGUACGUCUCCUUCAACUACUACACAUUCAAGCUGCAGAUAGCGUCGCAGUACUCUCCCACCGACACAUACCAGUGCACUCGCACCACCACAUGCCCCGUCUCGGAGUUCCCCUCCUUCAAGUUGCUUGGCUUCGACAAAAGAGCCUUGUCUGUGAUAGCAUUGUUCCUCAUGAUGUUUAUCUUCAGAUUUAUUGCUUACCUGGGUCUCCUGAGGGUUGGGAUCCCCAAAUAA
Messenger RNA from Musa acuminata subsp. malaccensis (wild Malaysian banana), 1949 nucleotides. RefSeq names its product ABC transporter G family member 9-like. Gene Ontology annotation, molecular function: ABC-type transporter activity; ATP hydrolysis activity; ATP binding. The record is from RefSeq and is a predicted model, not a curated record. Lineage: Eukaryota; Viridiplantae; Streptophyta; Magnoliopsida; Zingiberales; Musaceae. Gene Ontology annotation, cellular component: plasma membrane. Gene Ontology annotation, biological process: transmembrane transport.